GUGCAAUAAAGUAAUUCGCUGUGCGUGUUUGUAUUUUGAUUGUGUAUUAAAUUAAUUGUUUUCCACUGCUGUUACAAUGUAAUGUUAUGACCGUUAUAUGCGCAAAUUCAAGCUAAAACUUACUUAAAUCUAGUGCAAAAAUGUUUUCCGCCUCAGGUAUUCGAAUGCUAGCAAAAACCACACGUAAAAAUGCGACUUUGAAUUUGAUCAGCCAACUUCGACAUAGAUCAUCAACACCCAUAAACACAGUGGUCAUGUUUGUUCCUCAACAAGAGUCUUGGAUUGUGGAAAGAAUGGGUAAAUUCCACAGAAUACUAGAUCCUGGAUUGAACCUGCUAAUUCCAAUCAUCGAUAGAGUAAAAUAUGUGCAAAGUUUAAAGGAAAUAGCCAUUGAUGUGCCCAAACAAAGUGCCAUCACAUCAGACAAUGUCACCCUAAAUAUUGAUGGUGUGCUCUACUUAAGAAUUAUUGAUCCAUACUUGGCAAGUUAUGGUGUUGAGGAUCCAGAAUUUGCAAUUACACAACUUGCGCAAACCACAAUGCGUUCCGAACUCGGCAAAAUCUCACUGGACAAAGUAUUCAGAGAAAGAGAGAAUUUAAACGUGAAUAUUGUUGAUUCCAUCAACAAAGCAAGCGAAGCCUGGGGCAUCACCUGUCUGCGUUAUGAAAUCCGCGAUAUUAAACUCCCCAGCCGCGUGCAGGAAGCAAUGCAGAUGCAGGUCGAAGCCGAGCGCAAAAAACGCGCGGCCAUCUUAGAAUCCGAAGGUGUACGAGAAGCAGACAUCAACGUAGCCGAAGGUAAAAGGCAAGCAAGAAUCUUAGCGUCUGAAGCAGAGAAACAGGAACAAAUCAAUAAAGCAUGCGGUGAAGCGGCCGCCAUUUUGUCCGUGGCCGAAGCACGCUCAGGAGGACUUAAAUUAGUUGCGAAAGCUUUGGAGGAGAACCUCGGCUCGAAUGCGGCUUCACUCAGCAUAGCCGAGCAGUAUGUGCAUGCGUUUAAUAAACUCGCGAAAUCAACAAACACGCUCAUUCUUCCGUCGAACGCCGGUGAUAUUUCCAGCAUGGUUGCACAGGCGCUUGCGAUUUACAGCAAAGUAUCACCAUCACCGCAGAAUACUCUAGCCACGCUCCCGCAGAAAAAAGACUUGAAUAUGUCCGCGAUUAAGACCGAAAUCAUGCCACCGAAGAGCAACGAUGAUUUAGAUGAAUAUUUCAGCGACGAGGAUGAGAAGAAAAAGUUUCUGAACCAACAGAACGUUCCAACAUUGACUAACAAGUAGAGAGAUUGAAGAAUUCCGGCGUCGUAGAAAUAUUUUAUGACUAUUCGCAUUCUCUGCUGAUAUAAUGCUUCGUUUCGGGAGAUGAAAUCAAACUGCAUUGGCAUUUCAAUGUGUUUCCGGGCUUCCAAUUCGUCUUUAUCAGCUGUCAUCAUUUUUAAAAUAAUACCAGCCAUGAUUAAACCUUUCAGCGAAUAAUUUCUCCAUUCAUAUUGUAGUGUAUCCCAGGUAUAAACAUCCGGACAAUUUAAUUGUGAUAAAUGUGUUUGUAAACUUUCAUGAUACACUUUUAGGUAAACAUCAAUGUCAUUGAAAAAUUCAGGUGUGCAUGCGCAUGUUGAUAUAAAAUAAGAUAAAUCAAUGACUGGUGAUGUUUUGCGGAAUAUUUGAAAAUCCAAAAUACAAACAUCUUUCGGUUUAGGUUCAUCUACAUCAUAACGAAACAUGUAAUUAUGUGUCCAGCUAUCACCAUGCACAAAAACAUCACUUUCUGAUAACAGUGCUAAUUUCUCAAGGUAUGCAACCUGUCCAUGACUUAAAAAGUUUGCUAUUGCUUCGAUAUAUUCAAACUCUGUUUCCUGAUCGAAGCAAUCCGCUAAUUUUUCAGUUAAACCUUUAUAAAAACCAUUGUUUAUUAA
Messenger RNA from Dalotia coriaria, 1915 nucleotides. It is a transcript of the gene Stoml2, whose product is annotated as stomatin like 2. The transcript is spliced from 5 exons. Gene Ontology annotation, biological process: mitochondrion organization. The record is from RefSeq and is a predicted model, not a curated record. Gene Ontology annotation, cellular component: mitochondrion; membrane. The coding region runs from base 141 to 1280 and encodes 379 amino acids. Lineage: Eukaryota; Metazoa; Arthropoda; Insecta; Coleoptera; Staphylinidae.